AUGAGGAACGAAUUAAUGUUUUGGGUGACCCUAGCAGGGUCUGUCGGUUCUACUGCUGCCCGUGCCAAUUCCUCCUCUACCCUCGUCUCACUCGAGCCAUGCUUCAACAACAAGGCGUUCGGUCAAUCGCCUGGCGAGGCCAUCUUCAAUGCAGCUAACGAGUCCUAUCCCGAUCCCAGCGUGCUGGGGAUCAACGGGAGCUACACCUCAUCGCAGACAGGCAUCACCUACUCUUUCCCCGGAUACCGCCAGGGUGGUCUGCCCGACAAUGUUAUCUGCGCUGGCCAGUCCAUCGCAGUCCCCUCGGGUAGGUAUCUAUCUGCCUCGAUGCUCGUCUCAGAGGAUGUGGAGCUCGAAACUGUCUCCGGGGACGUGAUCUACACCUACAGCGACAACACCACUACGGUGUCUGAGCUGCGGAGUCUCCCCUGGUGGGCCUUCCUGACGAUCAAUCGCGGCGAGAUCAUCUUUCCCUAUCGAUACACCCCCAACGACACGAAUUUCAACACCUCGCACAUCUUCGAGUAUACCGCUGCGCUGGACCCGCUCAAGAGUCUACAGUCUGUCACCCUCCCCGUGACGACCAAUGCCACCACAGGGCGACUGCACGUCUUUGCGCUAUCCUUGUGGCCGGUUACCUCAACGGUGUCAGCGCAGGUGCAAUUCGUGCGGCCCACCCAGAAAUGGACGGAGCAGGGCAACCAGAUCGUCGAGCUGACGGUCAACAAUCCGGGCAAUGAAUGUAUCUCGGGCGCAGGACUGACAGCCACGCUUGAGAUGCCGGGCAUUACCAUGACUGAGCCCGGGCGUAUCAAGCGACUCUGCCCCGGGGACCAGAAACGAGUCGACUUGGGAGUCAACGGCACCGCCAACGGCACGGCCACGAUCCAGAUCACUUACCAGGGUGAGAUGCUGACCACCCGGACCGUCGAUCUCUCCCUCGGAUUAACCAACUACACCUCCGACCUGUCCAGCCUGGCUCGCCAUGAGAGUCCCGAGUGGUUUGACGACGCCAAAUUCGGGAUCUUCAUCCAUUGGGGCCCGUACGCUGUGCCGGGUUGGGGCAACUCGACUCCGUGGGAGAGUUACGCCGAAUGGUUCUGGUGGUACACCACCCACGAGGCAGCCGACAAAUCCUCCACGCAAGCCUACCGCCUCCGCACCUUCGGCCCCUCCUGGAACUACGACGACUCCUUCGCCAACUUCACCGCCACCAACUUUUCAGCCAAAAGCUGGGUCGACCUCAUCGCGGCCUCCGGGGCGAAAUACUUCGUCCUGACGACCAAACACCACGACGGCUUCGCCCUGUUCGACACGGGGGACACCACCCACCGCAACAGCCUGCACUACGGCCCGCACCGCGAUCUACUGGGGGAGCUGUUCGAGGCCGCCGAAACCCACCACCCGCACCUCAAACGCGGCACAUAUUUCUCGCUGCCCGAAUGGUUCAACCCGGACUUUGCCCCCUACGGCUUCGCCCAGCUGCCCGGGAACACCUCGACGAGUUGGCCCGGUCUGCCGGCUGUGAACCCCUUCACGGGGAAGGAGGAGCCCUACACGGGGCGGAUUCCGUUGCCGAACGUGACUGUACCCACCACUGUCACCAGCAGCACCAGCAGAAACCCCAACAACAGCACCAACACCACAUCACCGACCACCCAGCCAGGCAACUUCAUCGACUCACUCCUCCUCCCGCAAAUGCAGAUCCUGGCCCACGACUACGGCACGGACAUCAUGUGGUGCGACUGCGGCGCGGCCAACGCGACGGCCGCCUUUGCGGCCGACUUCUUCAACCAGGGCAAGCCGGUGGCCAUCAACUCGCGGUGCGGCAUCCCGCAGGCCGCCGACUUCGACACCCCGGAGUACGCGACCUUCAGCUCCGCGCAGCGCCGUAAGUGGGAGUCCAACAUGGGGAUGGACCCCUACAGCUACGGGUAUAACCGGGCCACCCCGGCGGACGGAUACAUGAAUGCGUCGACCAUUGUGCGCGACCUGGUGGAUAUCGUGAGUAAGAAUGGGAAUUUCUUGUUGGAUGUCGGGCCCCGGGCGGAUGGGACGAUUGUUGAGGCAGAGGAAAAGGGGUUGAGGGAGGCGGGGCGGUGGAUUGGGGACCAUGGGGAGGCGGUGUUUGGGACGCGGUAUUGGUUUGUGAUGGCUGAGGGGAAUGCCGGGGCAGUCCGGUUCACCCAGGCCGAGGAGGCAUUUUAUGUGCUGUGGGUGGAGGAGCCGGUUCUCACAGACAGUAAGGUGGUGGUCGAGGCGCCGUUGCCGUUGUUGGUCGGGGAUCGCGUGGUAGUUUUACGGGGGAAUGACACGGCGGGGGUUUGGGAAAUCGAGUGGGAGAAGGUCGAAGGGGGGUUCAGGUUUGAUGUGCCAGAGGAGGCGUGGGAAGGCGAGAAAUACUGCUGGGUGUUGAAGAUUGAGUAUCGGGCGUGA
Molecule: messenger RNA, 2436 nt
Organism: Aspergillus uvarum CBS 121591
Lineage: Eukaryota; Fungi; Ascomycota; Eurotiomycetes; Eurotiales; Aspergillaceae
Product: alpha-L-fucosidase
Exons: 3
Coding region: 1-2436 (811 amino acids)
Biological process (GO): fucose metabolic process; glycoside catabolic process
Cellular component (GO): lysosome
Molecular function (GO): alpha-L-fucosidase activity
Source: RefSeq, a predicted model, not a curated record